GUACGGAAGUGACGUUAUUGCCAUGCGCCUGCCAGGUGAUUGGCGGCGAGUUGACCGCCGUUGGAGGCGGCGAUGGCGGAACCGUUGGCGUCCGGGAGCGGCGGCGAUCAGGGGACCGAUGUGAAAAUAGAAAACAAUUCUCUGUCACCAGGAGUUGCUGACCAUGAAAAGGAACUUGCGAGCAAUGCUUAUCAAGCUUACGCAGCAGGGCAGUUUGACACUUGCCUCCAGUGUCUGGCUCAUCUGCAAGAACUGAACAAAGAUGAUUACAAAAUAUCUCUGAAUAAAGCAGUGGUGGAGUUCUAUAAAAAUGGGCAGACUUUGACAGACACCUUGAGGCAGACACUCAACUUGUUGAGAAAUCAGGUCCAUUCCACAGUGGAAGAAAUGGAUGGACUGGACGAUGUUGAGAACAGUAUGCUUUACUACAACCAAGCAAUCAUUCUUUACCACCUGCGACAAUAUACUGAAGCAAUAUCCAUUGGGGAGAAACUUUACCAAUUCAUUGAGCCCUUUGAAGAUAAAUUUGCCCAGGCGCUGUGUUUCUUGCUCGUUGACCUUUACCUAUUGACAUAUCAGCCUGAGAAAGCAUUGCUGCUGCUUGCAAUCCUGGAGAAAAUGAUCUCGCAAGGAAACAACAAAAAUGGCAAGUCCAAUGAGGCUAACAAAGAUGCCACCAAUCAGAAGAUUGAUGCUGGAGUUAUGGUGGAAGCUGCAAAGUCUAAAAUUCAUCAGUGUAAAGUGAGGUCUUAUGUACAGAUGAAAUCAUUAAAAGCCUGUAAACGAGAAAUCAAAUCUGUUAUGAACACAGCUGGAAAUUCGGCCCCAUCGCUAUUUCUGAAAAGUAAUUUUGAAUAUUUAAGAGGAAAUUAUCGAAAAGCAGUGAAACUAUUGAACAGCGCAAACAUCACAGAUCUUCCUGGGUUUCUCAGCACAGGUGAAUGCAUUCGGUGCAUGUUCUGGAAUAAUCUUGGAUGCAUCCAUUUUGCUAUGGGAAAGCACAAUCUUGGAAUUUUCUACUUUAAAAAGGCAUUGCAGGAGAAUGAUAUUGCUUGUGUGCCGUUGACAGGAACAACCAAGGAUCAAGGGAAGAAGUUUUCAGGCAGACCAAUGAGUUCUCUGCUCACAAACAAACGUUAUGAACUGUUACACAACUGUGGAAUCCAGCUGUUGCACAUAGGCAGACCUUUGGCAGCUUUUGAGUGCCUGAUAGAGGCAGUUCAGGUGUACCAUUCCAACCCACGUCUUUGGUUAAGGCUGGCAGAGUGUUGCAUCGCUGCCAACAAAGGGACAUCUGAACAGGAGACCAGAGGACUGCCAAGUAAAAAAGGGAUAGUACAAUCGAUUCUGGGUCAAGGCUAUCAUCAAAAGAUAGUUUUGGCAUCACAGUCUACGCAGAACACAGUGUACAAUGAUGGGCAGUCUUCAGCCAUCCCAGUGGCCAGUAUGGAGUUUGCAGCCAUCUGUCUAAGAAAUGCUUUGCUUCUGCUCCCGGAGGAUCAGCAGGAGAUGAAGAAAGAUAACGGUUUACGAAAUUUCAAUCAGUCAGGCAGUGGUGAAAUCAAUAAUGAAAGCAGUGAGACAUGCAGUGGUAAACCACAUGAAGGAGAGAGGUAUUUGGUUCCAGGCCCACCAUCUUCUCCAUUAAGGAAGCAGGAGUUAGACAAUUUGAGGUGCUCCAUUCUGGCUGGCAGUGCAUACAUUGCCCUUGCACUUGGUGACAACCUAAUGGCCUUAAAUCAUGCAGAGAAUCUUCUACAGCAGCCCAAAUUGUCUGGAUCGCUAAAGUUUCUGGGUCACUUGUAUGCAGCAGAAUCCCUCAUCUCCCUGGAUAGAAUCUCGGAUGCCAUCACUCAUUUAAACCCUGAAAAUGUUACCGAUGUGUUCUUGGGAGUUUCUUCAAAUGAACAGGAUCAAGGUUCUGACCGAGGAGAAAAUGAACAGAUGGAAAGCUCAGGAAAACAGAUACUGCAAUGUUAUCCAAACUCUGUUACAUCUGCCCGUGCAAUGAUGCUCUUUAACCUUGGCAGUGCAUAUUGUCUACGCAGUGAAUAUGAUAAGGCUCGCAAGUGUCUUCACCAGGCUGCCUCAAUGGUUAAUCCCAAAGAGAUUCCACCCGAAGGUAUCCUUCUAGCUGUUUAUCUUGAACUGCAGAAUGGCAACACACAGUUAGCGCUACAGAUCAUUAAAAGGAAUCAGCUGCUGCCCUCAGUGAAAGCCCUGUCUUCUGAUGUGAAAAAGAAACCGAUGUUUCAGUCCAUCCAGACUGUGCAACCACCGCCAUUCAGCACUGUCCAGCGGAAGUGAGACUGCUUACUGCUUGAGACCAACAUCUGCUUGCUGCCUUCAAGACUAUUCCCCUGCUGGGGAAGAAGCACAGGCUGCAGGGGAGAAACCCUCGAAGCACUGCUGCUGUCAGCUACCCAGCCAGGGAGAAGGCGGAAAUCUAUCACCAUCCAGUACUAAGGAUACAAGCACCAGUCAGGUUAGGUUAGGGUUAAUCUAACUUGAACUUGAAUGCUCACUGAAGGUAACAUGUGCAUAGAUUCAGUGUGUUUCUGGACCUUGGGGAUUUAUUGAGUUUAUAAUGUUUUAUUUUAUGUAAUAGUUUGUAAUAACCACAGUAUUUAUAGAUGAUCAGAUUUGUUUCCUGUUAUAUAAAGACCACUUUUAUAUUGCCUUUUAGUUGCCCUUCUCUGUACUAGGUAUAUGUUAUAAAUCAGUUUUCUUAUGUCAUCCUUUAAUGAAACUGUCAUGGGGUUGCUGGUUGAAUUUGAUUCUGGAAACACAAUUAACAAAAUUAAUAUGAUAUAACUAUUCAUCCUGUUAUGAAGAAUAUUGCAAAUACUCUUGGUGUCAAUAAUAUAAUCUACCAGAGCUGAGGAGACAAUGUAUAGGGGGGGGGGGGGGGGGGGGGGGGGGGGGGGGGGGGGGGGGGGGGGGGAGGGAGAUACUCCUAGACACCAUAGAAAAAUCUGCAGGAACACAGCUUCCUGAACUGUUAUAGAUAUUUUAUGGGAAUUUCACUAACAAGUUGAAGAUCCUGUCGUAAUCAAACCAAUGACAUUUUGUAAAGUGUUUUGUCAGAUCUGCAUUUCUUGCUGCUUUUCAGCAGUGAUUUUGCUUUUUUUCUGGAGCCAUUCAAAGUGUGCAAAGGCAGACCUAGAGAAAGAAAUUUAAAAAACUUAAAAUAUACCAAAUGAAUAAAUUAUAUUAGGGUGGAUUUUUCAUCCAGGAAAUUUGUAAAAGGAAACAAUUUAUUUUUGCUUUCCCGACCUGGAGCUGGGCUUUCAAAGGGCACUGAAGGAGUUGGAAGAAGGGAAAUGAGCUGAAGAAAAUGUGGAACCACAGGAAUAGAGCUGGGGUAAGGGGCUGACUAGAUUACACCUGCAGGAAGCUGGCAUGGAUGCAAGGGGCCAAGUGUUUGGAAUCAUCUUGGAGAGAGGACAGUUUGAUUCUUUGUUUCCCCAAAGCGUUCCUUGGACAUUCUCCCGCAGGUGAUUCACAGUACUAAUGCUGAAUUUGGCUGCGUGAGUUCAAAUACACAGCAUUGCCUCAGGACCUGCCAUUAGCAGCACCCUACCCCAUGUAGCAGUGCUAAUUGAUCAGCAGGCAAGUACUGCUGUGAGUUGGACUCUCUGCCCACAGCCUCAGAACCACCAGCUGCAUUCGACCAAGAGGGCAAGGUUUCAAUGUACCACAAAAUAUUAUUGGUCAAACACGGGUACUCCUAAACAUUGCAAAUCAAAUGAUAUUUUGGAAGCAUUGUUGACACUGAUUGUGAAUAAAGAACAAACAGUUAAUUCUG
Leucoraja erinaceus (little skate) is the source of this 3808-nucleotide messenger RNA. It is a transcript of the gene cnot10, whose product is annotated as CCR4-NOT transcription complex, subunit 10. The transcript is spliced from 19 exons. The coding region runs from base 73 to 2307 and encodes 744 amino acids. Gene Ontology annotation, biological process: negative regulation of translation; mRNA catabolic process. The record is from RefSeq and is a predicted model, not a curated record. NCBI's taxonomy places the organism in Eukaryota, Metazoa, Chordata, Chondrichthyes, Rajiformes, Rajidae. Gene Ontology annotation, molecular function: protein binding. Gene Ontology annotation, cellular component: CCR4-NOT complex.